AUGGCGAUUCUGUUGCCCCUCACUUCUUACUCGCCCAUCUCAGCUUAUUCUUCUUAUACUUCACGAACCUCUUUCGUCCCUCUCUCACCUCCCCGUCGUUAUUCCUUCUCUGAUCAGAAUUCAGUCGGCGUGUACUUAUCGGCUGCUCUUCUUCCUGAGUCUAUGAACGGGAGUGGGUUAAACAGUCAUCUUUUCCUAGAAUGCCUUCGUUUGAUGGAACAUCAAAACCACCGCUUAAAUGGAGAAGGGUUUUACUCAAAGUUAGUGGAGAAGCUCUUGCUGGAGACGAGGAGUAGAAGAUUGAUCCAAAGGUUUUGUGAUGCACAAAAAGAAACUUCCUCGUUUCUGUUUUCUUUGUUCUCUACUUCCUCCUCCAGAAGUCUCAUCGAGUUUUCCUAUUAA
Molecule: messenger RNA, 402 nt
Organism: Arabis nemorensis
Lineage: Eukaryota; Viridiplantae; Streptophyta; Magnoliopsida; Brassicales; Brassicaceae
Source: the annotation of a GenBank genome assembly